This is a messenger RNA of Daldinia loculata, 597 nucleotides long. RefSeq names its product AP complex, mu/sigma subunit. NCBI's taxonomy places the organism in Eukaryota, Fungi, Ascomycota, Sordariomycetes, Xylariales, Hypoxylaceae. Gene Ontology annotation, cellular component: AP-1 adaptor complex; intracellular membrane-bounded organelle. The record is from RefSeq and is a predicted model, not a curated record. Gene Ontology annotation, molecular function: clathrin-cargo adaptor activity. The coding region runs from base 90 to 557 and encodes 155 amino acids. Gene Ontology annotation, biological process: protein transport; vesicle-mediated transport. The transcript has 5 exons.
ACCAACAUAUUAACAACAGCAAAACGCACCCAAUCCUCUACGGACCUUCUCUUUUCUCAUCCUGCCAUGGUAAUGUGAGAAGCGUGAAAAUGGCUAUCAACUACUUGAUCCUGCUGUCUCGGCAGGGCAAGGUGCGCCUAGCCAAAUGGUUUACCACCUUGUCUCCCAAGGACAAAGCGAAGAUCGUCAAGGACGUCUCUCAACUAGUCCUCGCUAGACGAACUCGCAUGUGCAACUUUCUUGAAUAUAAAGAUACUAAAAUCGUCUACCGCCGUUACGCCUCUCUAUUCUUUAUUGCCGGCUGCUCUUCCGAUGACAACGAGUUGAUCACGCUCGAGAUCAUUCACCGAUACGUCGAACAGAUGGACAAAUACUACGGCAACGUCUGCGAGCUCGACAUCAUCUUCUCUUUCACAAAGGCAUACUACAUAUUAGAUGAGAUAUUACUAGCAGGGGAAUUACAAGAGAGCAGUAAGAAGAACGUACUCCGCUGCAUAGGGCAGCAGGACUCUCUCGAAGAUAUGGAGGUCGAGGACGAAGUUACGAAAAUCAUGUAACAAGUUACAAUGUAUUUUUUUCUCGAGCGGAUUGCAGUCC